ACCAUCAGGCCCUGGUAGAGCGCUCUCCGAUGUCUCUACCUGCUCCUUCAGAAGCUUCACGAGCUCUCCGAGUCCCUAACCAGAGCAGCAACGGCGAAACGGAUACCCUUCUCGUCAACGACGACCAAGUCAUCAUCGUGCACGAUUCGCCACGACAGAGAAGAUCUGUGAGAUGGAGAGGAUUGUUCAUCAGAAGCAUUGCCUUGCUAUGUGCAUGUUCUCUGAGUGUCGGGAGUCACUAUGCAACAUAUAUCCUUGCUCCCCUCAAAUCACGAAUCACCAGGGAAAUGGGGACUUCAAACACGGAAUUCAGCUUGCUGCUGGCGGCUUUCAGCCUGAACAGUACCUGGACUCCUCUCGCAGGUGGAGUACUGGCUGCCACUCUUGGGACGACCUUCACCAGCAUACUCGCCACAGGCAUCAUUGUCACAGGCCUCUUCGUUCUACUCGUAGGGGACUUGACCGGCGACGUCAGGCUGAUGACUCUAGGAAUGUUCAUAUUUGGCCUCGGUGUUAGUCCUCUCGCCGUUGUACAAGAAACCAUCAUCGUUCGCUUCUUCAAAUCCCACUCGUUGGGUCUGUCUAUGGCUAUCGGACUCGUGGCCGGCAAGAUCGCCUCAUUUGUUGCCGCUCGAACGUCAUACCCUCUCACCCAGAAAUUUGGGCCACACGCACCGUUCUACACCGCCGCCAUCUUGGCCACAUUCUCAUUUGGCAUCAACCUCGUUUAUGUUGCGUCCUCAAAAUGGCUUGUUGCGAACACACAGACAGAGCUGGAGCCUUCAGAAAUUCGAGACGAGGCCGCAAGGUUCUCAGUACAAGAUAUGUCGGAGGGCGACGCCCUCGCGAAGGUCGCCGAGAAGAGAAGGGUCAAACUGAAGGAUAUCACGCAGCUGGGGGAUGUAUUUUGGGCCUAUAUUGGGGUAAAUUUAUUCUGUGGCAUGAUCUGGCACCCCUUCACCCACCUUGCGGCAAAUCUAAUUCAACGCCGAUACCAACUCACUGAGCUUGAUGCAAGCACGAAAGCUUCGUAUCUUCUCGCCGGGAGUAUGUUUUUAUACCCUACGGUCGGAUUCGUCAUAGACCGAUUCAAACGUCCAUCUCUGGUAAUCAUGUUAUUCGCCCUGUCGUCGCUUCUCACUAUGUUCGGGUACACCUGGUUCACCCUUCCACCCGAUGUAACUGGUACCCCUAUCCCUGCCAUUGCAAGCAUCGGCGCCGGAAUAGGAUUCUCCCCUCUUCUUCUGGUCGUCAUUGUUCCCCAGCUAGUUCCUAUGCGAUAUGUGUCUACCACACUCGGUGCUCAUAAGAGUCUUGAGCAGGCAGGAGCCACAAUUUCUCAAACGCUUUCCGGCCUGAUCUUGGACACCGAGGCAGACAGUGAUCCGAACAGUACCCAACCCAUCUUAAGCUUCUUCCUCGUCCUCAACGUCAUUCAAUUCUUUGGUAUUUUGGGCCUUUGGUACCUUAGCCGCCGCCAAAGGCUCAAGGAGGCCCGUCACCGUCACGAACUCGUCAUGGCAUCCCCGAACCAUUCGGAGACGUCACUCGAGGACGAGGCCAAUGCCAGGGAAUCGUCCCCUCCGCCUAGUCCGCACCGCACCACCACAAGACUCGACACGCCGUCGUCCGCAAAUGGGCACUCGAAACGGCAACGGAAAGCGACGAAACGAAUGAAGAAGAGGGGUAAAGUUUUUGGGGCGAUGUGUGCUGGGUGCAUCGUUGGUGCCUGGGUGCUGUUCCUCGUCACUGCGUAUUUAAGGUUGAGGUCAAAGCAGGAGAGGGAGGGCAAGCUGCAUCAGUAGAUACUACCAGCAUUCGUUUGGUUUGCUUGUGGUUCGGCAGGUCCAUCUAAGUAAUUGUAUGUAUAAUUAG
This is a messenger RNA of Stereum hirsutum FP-91666 SS1, 1875 nucleotides long. Its product is annotated as MFS general substrate transporter. Gene Ontology annotation, biological process: transmembrane transport. The record is from RefSeq and is a predicted model, not a curated record. The coding region runs from base 30 to 1805 and encodes 591 amino acids. The transcript is spliced from 8 exons. Gene Ontology annotation, molecular function: transmembrane transporter activity. NCBI's taxonomy places the organism in Eukaryota, Fungi, Basidiomycota, Agaricomycetes, Russulales, Stereaceae.